Molecule: messenger RNA, 585 nt
Organism: Dentiscutata erythropus
Lineage: Eukaryota; Fungi; Glomeromycota; Glomeromycetes; Diversisporales; Gigasporaceae
Source: the annotation of a GenBank genome assembly
AUGGCAUUAUUAAGGGAGGCCUUCCAAUCAACUGGAAUUUCACCUUUGAUAGGCGAAACAUUUGUCCUAUCUUCACCACCUAUAUGGAUACCACCUAUACGGAUAGAAGGGAUUGAGGAUACAGCAAUCCAACAAGUCAAAAGUAAUUUGAGAUGUGCCAAAUGUUCUGAAGAUCUUUCUUCAUGUCUCCUAUCUAUAGGCUUUCUUCAGUUCUCUUCCCAACUUCAAGGCCUCUUGAAACCACUUAUAUACUUAAUCUGCAAACAUAUCAUCCAUUACAAUUGUAUUGAUAAUCCACAAAAACUAUGUUCUAUAUGUCCAUCAACUAAUAUAGAACUGGAAGAGGAAGAAGAAAUGAGUGUUGAUGGUGAAGAACAACCUGAUACCAGCAGUAAAAAACGUUCCAAUGAAGGUACGGACAUCAACUCAUCUUUACCCAAGAAGAAGGCAAAGAAAGCAGUUAAAAGAGAAGAUUCACCUAUUUUGAAAAAGCUUAUCAAGGAAUUGUCUGCUCCAAUUCCACAGCAAAGCUCUUUUGGUAGUAUUAUUUCUCUACAGACAUUCCCCAAUAUGGAUAUUAGCUUG